GAGAGUCACCGCGCGUGCGCCGCGACAUCGCCACCGGUUUUAAAUUUAGAAUCGUCGGGAAUUCGCUGGCCUAUUUCAAUAAACGGCGGAUUUUAACUCAGUUAUCGAUAACCGCAUUUAUUCACUCAAUUGUGUAUUCUAUCGAAUAGAAUAACUAUCAAACUAUAGUGAUGUACAGUGAAGUGAGAUGAGGAUAGUCGUAAGCGUGUGCGCGUGAAGUGUUUAGACGCAGAGCGGUCAGAAUAACAGAGAUGCGUGGAAGCAUAUUGCUAUUUAUGUUAGUGCUGUGGAAACAAGACUGUGUCCGCAGCGUUCGUCUGAUAGAGCUGCGAGUACCAGGGCACGCGGCGGCCGGCGGCGAAGCCCUGCUCGGCUGCCAGUUCGACCUGGAGGGCGACCUGCUGUACUCCGUCAAAUGGUACAAAGAUGGCCGCGAGUUCUACCGGUACAUGCCGCGAGGGGCCAACCAGACGCUAAGGUUUCUUAGGCCAGGAGUCACUGUCGAUUUGCGCAGGUCAUCGAGUGACGUGGUGACGCUGGUAAACCUGAAACUGGAGUCAGCAGGGCUGUACCGCUGCGAGGUGUCGGGCGAGGCGCCACAGUUCGCCACCGUCGCUGACGAGAAAUACAUCACUAUUCACAUUCUCCCAAAAGGCGGGCCACGGAUAACGGGUCUCCGAUAUCAGUACGAUAUUGGAGACCGUCUGAUAGCCAACUGCUCGUCGCCAGGGUCGCGACCUCAAGCCCAGCUAAAGUGGCUGGUCAACAACCGACCAACCCACAAGGGCCACUUGCGGGGGCCCUGGCUCAGAGUGGCCCAAGAUCCCCCCGAUACUGUCGAGGUCACACUAGGACUCAAUUUCAUGGUCCUGCCUGGACAUUAUAAAAACGGUGUUAUGGAGGUCAAGUGUCAAUCAACGAUAGCACCGUUAUACCAACGCGAGAAAGCGUACAUUUUAUCAAUGCCCGAUCUAAACGAAGAUACGACGAACAAAGAAUCCGAGAUAGACCUGGGCCCCGAGCCGGCUGAUACCAUGGACUUGUCAGACAAACUAAUGCAGGAGAAUAUUAUUAACAGCUUCCGAGAACUGGCUAACACCAUACACUUGGAGCUCCCAGCACUGACGACCACGACGCCAGAACCGGAUACUACAACUUCAGAGCCGGAACCUCAUGAUAGUGAUGCUCAAUCCACAUCGAAAGGAACAUCGCUUACUUUUUCAAUUGUGUUGCUGACGAUCCUCCUGCAACUGUUAUUAUAGACAGGCAGUUUACAUCUCAUAAUAAUAUUCAUUAUAUCUCAGACAUGCCAUGUUAUUGUGCUAAUGCCGCUAAAAUAUAUCUAGUUACUUACGUGAAACGUGUAAAGCUGGUACCUCACACAACUUAGGGAAUGUUGCGAAUACUUGCGAA
Molecule: messenger RNA, 1413 nt
Organism: Pectinophora gossypiella (pink bollworm)
Lineage: Eukaryota; Metazoa; Arthropoda; Insecta; Lepidoptera; Gelechiidae
Exons: 6
Coding region: 252-1262 (336 amino acids)
Source: RefSeq, a predicted model, not a curated record